Bufo bufo (common toad) is the source of this 2913-nucleotide messenger RNA. Its product is annotated as zinc finger protein 501-like. NCBI's taxonomy places the organism in Eukaryota, Metazoa, Chordata, Amphibia, Anura, Bufonidae. The coding region runs from base 196 to 1626 and encodes 476 amino acids. The record is from RefSeq and is a predicted model, not a curated record. The transcript is spliced from 7 exons. Gene Ontology annotation, biological process: negative regulation of transcription by RNA polymerase II; regulation of cytokine production; regulation of immune system process.
UUCCCAUAGUUGGAACACAUGAUACUUCCUGCAUCUGGAACACAAACUUCCUGUAUUUGUAAUGCAUAGAAUUCCUGUGGCCGGUUACAAGCAUGUUAUGGAGCAAUACUGAAUAUUGUGAACUUGCCAAGACUGUUGCCCCAUUAGAUUCCUCAGGUGCAGGAACCCUACAGCUACAAUUUUUUUUGCAAGUCAAUGGUCCUUCUCAUCACUGACCCACCAAGGAUGGACGAGGGCAGAAACCACAUGGCUACGAGGAUAUUAGACCUCACCCUAGAGAUCAUCUACCUGAUAACUGGAGAGGAUUACACAUUAGUGAAGAGGUCGUCUGAUAAGUGUGUGACACCCCAUGUGUCCAGGACCCCAGGAGCCAUCACCGAGCCUCCACCUCAUUCACUGAUACAUGAGCAGAAGAUCCUAGAACUUACCAACAGGAUCACUGAGAUGCUGACCAGAGAGGUUCCUAUAAGGUGUCAGGAUGUCACUGUCUAUUUCUCCAUGGCGGAGUGGGAUUAUUUAGAAGGACACAAGGAUCUGUAUAAGGACGUCAUUAUGAAGGAUCACCAGCCCCUCACAUCACCGGAUGAGUCCAGUAGGAGAAAUCCACCAGAGAGAUGUUCCAGUCCUCUAUAUUCCCAGGAUUGUCCAGAGGAAAAGCAAAAUAUCCCACCUGAUCAAAAGGUGGGAUUAUUGCAGGAAAGUUAUGGAGAAAUGAUAAGUGAACUCGAAAAGCCCAUAUCAGUGUCAGUAAAUGGUGAAGACUGUAUGAGAGGCAUCCAUGAACGUCUCCUUUUAUCUUCCUCAUAUGAAGUAGACACAGAUUCACAGACUGACAAAUCUACAAUUGGACAUCGAAUGGGAAAUUUUUUUGCGUGUUCUGAAUGUGGGAAGCAGUUUAAAAAGAAAUGUCAUCUUUCCACGCAUGAAAGAAUUCACACUGAUGAAAGGCCAUUUACAUGUACAGAAUGUGGGAAAUCUUUUAGUCAGAAAUCAAGUCUUGUGACACAUCAGAGAAUUCACACAGGAGAAAAGCCGUUUUCAUGUUCAGAAUGUGGGAAAUGUUUUACUAGGAAAUAUUAUCUUGUUGAACAUAAGACCAUUCACACAGGAGAGAAGCCAUUUCCAUGUUCAGAAUGUGGGAAAAGUUUUAGGCAGAAGUUUAGUCUUGUUCAACAUCUGAAAAUUCACACAGGAGUGAAACCAAAUUCCUGUUCAGAAUGUGGGAAAUGUUUUAGCCAGAGAUCACCUCUCAUGGAACAUCUCAAAAUUCACACAAAGGAAAACCCAUAUUCAUGUUUAGAAUGUGGAAAAUGUUUUAAUUAUAAAGCAGUUCUUCUAAAACAUCUAAGAACUCACACAGGGGAGAAGCCAAAUUCAUGUUCAGAAUGUGGGAAAUGUUUUAGUGACAAAUCAAGUCUUGUAGAACAUUUGAGAACUCACACAGGAGUGAAGCCAUAUUCCUGUACAGUAUGUGGGAAAUGUGUUAGCCAUAAAUCAGAUCUUGUGAAACAUCUAAGAGUUCACACAGGGGAAAAGCCAUUUUCAUGCUCAGAAUGUGGAAAAUCUUUUAGUCGGAAAUCAAGUCUUGUGAAACAUUUUAGAACUCACACAGGAGAUAAGCCAUAGCCAUGUACAGUAUGUGGGAAAUGUUAUAACCAUAAAACAAGUCUUUUGGAACAUCUAAGAAUUCGCACAGGGGAGAAGCCAUUUUCAUGUCCUGAAUGUGGCAAGGGUUUUAUUCAGAAAUAACAUGUUGUGGAAUAUCUGCAAACUCAUUCAGUGGAGAAGCCACAUUCAUGUUCAGAAUGUGGAAAGCGUUUUAGUCACAAAUGGGCGCUUGUGGAACAUCAAAGAAUUCACACAGGUGACAAACCAUAUUCAUGUAUAAUAUGUGGUAAAUGUUUUAGCCAGGCAUCAUCUCUUAUGGCACAUCAGAGAGUUCAGUUAAGUAAGAACCCAUUUUGAUGUUCAGAUUUUAUAAAAGGUGGCAGGUGUGGAGCUUCACUGUAGGACCUGCAGCCUCAAGAUGCCUUCUGAACACCACCAUACUUGUCCACACUUUGUAUGCGGUAUUGCAGUUCUCCCCAUUCACUUGGGUAAAGCCAAGCUUUAAUAUCAGACACAACCCAUGGACAGGUGUGGUGUAGUUCCUAAAAAAAAGCCGUCAUGUUUCUCAGAUUCUUUACAACCCCUGUAACCCUUUCCCACAUGAUGACAGACAUGUAGGUUAUAGAAUGCCUUCAGUUGGUGUACUAUAACAUACAUGUAUGUCAUGAUGAUCACAUGGGUUAAUGCGCUGUGUAAGAACCACAGGAGUCUCAGUCUGGGAAACCUUUGAUCCCAGCUGUUUAACUUCUUGUAAGCCAAAGUCAAUGGAGACUGCAGUAUCAAGUUAGUUUAACAGGGGGAAGGGUAUCCCAUAGCUGGGUACUGAGAGCUGGGUGUAACAAUCGCCUCCUAUUAGGACCUAUAUAGAGCCAUGGCUUAAAAGGCUGCCUGUCAGCAGAGCAUUGGCAGCCAAGCAUAAAACACUACACCAGAUGUUUAGUAUAUUAUUUAUUUGAUCAAAGGAUUUCAGAUAUGGGUCUGCUUGUGUGACUAAUGUAAUAUUGUUUUUAAAUGUAAAAAAAAAAACACUAAAGAAAUCACAAUUAAUUUAGUUUAUUUAAUAUUAUGUUUUAGAAUUGAGGGGAAAAAAAACUACAAAAAAAAGCUAAAAAUUGGCAAGGAGAAGGUAUUUUUUUAUCCAGCAAGGUGAACAAAAAAGAGCAUUGAUAUUUGCCUUCCAAAAAGCAGAAUAAAAAGUAAUCAAAAGGACGUAUGUUCCCCAGUAGGGCACCAAUAAAACCUAAGGAUUGUCCUGCAAAAAAUAUUAUGCAAAAGUAGCAAAAUAUAAAAAAAAAUACAUACGGU